AUGUCUCGUUCAUCCGGUGCUCUUAACACCGUCGCGCUCUUCGGAGCGACCGGCAUGCUCGGAAGCGCAUUCCUCGACGCGUUUCUGGAGGAUGUCGUCGAAGGUUACAAGCCCAAGGUGCUGGCCUUCAUGCGCCCCGGCAAGGAUCUCAGCGAGAAGUACAAGCAGCACCCGCAAGUGCAGGUCGUACGGUGCGAUUAUCCCAAAGGGGGAUACGACCUCGUAGAGAAGUUGCGCGGCGUGGAUGCGCUAGUCAGUGUGCUCAAUGUAGGCGGAUACAAGUCGCACUAUCCUCUUCUCGACGCAGCGAUAAAGGCUGGUGUCAAGCGUUUCUACCCCUCAGAGUAUGGUCACCACCAGCAUUACCGCGCGCCGGGUGACCCAGGGGCUCGUAUCCUUCCCCUGUGGAAUGAGAAGGAGUGCUUCAUAGAGCACCUCAAGCUGCAUCCCGACGUGCUCGCUGGCAAGAUUGAAUAUACACUCAUCGGCGCGGGUGACAUAUGGGAUCAGCCGAGCGAGCCGUUCUGGUGCCCCUGGGACCAAGACCUCGACACGUACGACUUCCCUGUGGUCGGCGACGGCGACGCCCUCGCCGACUGGUCGUCCCGCAAGGACGUCGCGCGCUACGUCGUCGCGACACUCGCCAAGCCCGCCAUCUCCGCCAACGCCGUCCUCAACUUCCCGAGCGAGACCAUCUCGCAGAACGCCAUGGUUGAGCUCCUGCGCAAGUACGCGGGCGCGAAGGGCCGCACGGUCACCGUGCGCUACUUCUCGGCGGAUGAUGCGCAUAGGUUUGCUGCGGACGCGAGCGCGGCGCCGCCGGAGAUCGCGAAAAGCACCAAUAUCCCGGUCGAUUUUUAUUUCGUGGUGAAGUACCUACAGGGCUCGGGGACGUUCCGACGCACGCCGUGGGAGUGCCACUGGGACCUGUUCCCGGAGGUAAAGAGGACGACGUUUGAGGACUACUUGAAAGAGAGGUUUGGGCAGUAA
Molecule: messenger RNA, 990 nt
Organism: Rhodofomes roseus
Lineage: Eukaryota; Fungi; Basidiomycota; Agaricomycetes; Polyporales; Fomitopsidaceae
Exons: 4
Coding region: 1-990 (329 amino acids)
Source: RefSeq, a predicted model, not a curated record